Messenger RNA from Branchiostoma floridae (Florida lancelet), 1897 nucleotides. RefSeq lists its product as uncharacterized. The transcript has 4 exons. The record is from RefSeq and is a predicted model, not a curated record. The coding region runs from base 95 to 997 and encodes 300 amino acids. NCBI's taxonomy places the organism in Eukaryota, Metazoa, Chordata, Leptocardii, Amphioxiformes, Branchiostomatidae.
CAUCGCUACAUUACGAACCUGACCACCUGUUGGAUUGCGCCAUUGCUUUAUUUCCUCCUUCAAACACAACGGUCGUGCCGUCGGUGUCCUGAAAAUGUCUUCGGAGAAACUUGUCAUGGACCAAGGUUUUGCCCCUUCCCUGGCUGGUCUGGGCCUGACCCGGCCGUACAAGAGGCAGGGAGGGCGGCGGACGGGCCUGGUGCUCCUGGCGGGAGGCUGUCUGGGCGGGGUGCUGGUGUGCGCCGUCCUCAUGCCGCUGGUCUACGUCACCAUGUCAGACCUGCAACUGGAGGUUACUGAGCUCAAGAACCUCGUGACCUCCGGAUCCAACUCUGCGUCAACCGCCUCAUCGUCUACAGAGGACCGAGAGAACGGCACUGCUGCGGGCGGGACGCACAGGGAGCGGAGAGAGGCCGACCUGACGCCGGAAUUCGGGGACGUGUACGUGCGGUGGGGUAGGGAGCAGUGUGGUGAAAACGCAGAGACCAUCUACGCAGGUGCUGUUGGGAGUGGUUGGUACCACCACCACGGAGGAGGAAGUGACUACCAGUGCCUGCCCCUGGAAGAUGUGGAGUGGGGGGAAAACCCAGUGGCCGGUAAUCAGCACGGGAGCUACAUGUACGGGGCAGAGUACGAGGUUGGUACUGGAUACUUCUCCACAGACAACAUGGAGUCCAUCACCAACCCUAGUCAAUAUGACGUCCCCUGCUCGGUGUGUCACGUGGCCGGUCGGUCCUCACACGUCAUGAUCCCCGCCCGCCUAUCCUGUCCCACGGGGUGGAGUAAGGAGUACAGCGGGUACCUGAUGUCAGAAAAGCACACCCACUACAGCAACAAGAACUUCAUCUGUAUGGACGGAGCUCCCAACCUAAGGGCGGGAUCAUCUGCAGACCAAGAUGGAGCCCUGCUGUACCUGGUGGAGGCGCAGUGUGGCUCUCUUCCCUGUGGGCCCUACAUCAGCGGCUAUGAGCUGACCUGUGUGGUCUGCACCAAGUGAACUUUCCUUAUCUUGGAAUCAAGAAUGAUUUUACAACGUUUUUUUCUUUAUUAACCUGUUGACAAUGUCCGUAGCAUAUAUUCCACCGUCUAACGUUGUAAGAUCUGUUUGUGUGUAUUCGUCCUUUCCUAUGUGUGUAUUAAACAGCGACGGAGUGCCCAUGGCUAUCACAUACAUGUAGUUCCAAAAUAUACUUGACUACUGUACUUCACUGUAGUGUAUUGCACAACCAAGAACGUCUAUGACUUGACCUUUGAUGUACCGUCACCCAGGCCUAAGGCAUCUUUUGUGCCCAUUGAAUCAGAAACUAGUUAUACAUGUAUGAUUUGGUACGUGUAUCACAGAUUGCCUUGAUAGAAGAUUUGAAGCUGGUGUGUUAUUAUGCCAAAGGGCGGUUAUACCAGUCAUUCAUACAGAUGUUGGCUUCACGAUGUAUUGUAGAUGACUUUGUAUACAUCUAGAAGUUGCCCUCUCUUGGAUAAAGGGGUCGAUAGGUUUUUAAGACAGAAUAGAGGGUUUCUUCUUAAUUCUGCGUGCUUAACUUUAAAAUAGAUGCCCUUGAGUUCGUACACAGAGUGUUAUAGAGUAGAGUUUCGGCCAGGCAGGAGUGUUGACUCCUGUUUGGGACCACUAUAGAUUAUUAACAGUUAUAGAUUAACACAAUUUCUGUGCUAUAGCACUUGUACAUUGAAUCCAUCAAUAGCCUUUGGAUUUCGUCUACAUGGCUUUGUCCUGUUGUAGGGGUGUGGCAGAUCCAUUGUGUGUGAAAAUGACCUAGAUAUGAAAAGCUGACUGGUCUGAUCUGUCCCAUAUAAACUCCAUUUUCAUUACUCUUUUACAUAUACAUAUGACCGCUGUGUAGAUUAUAAUAACUCGUGUAACUAGGGUAUUUACACUAUA